UCUUCAACGACCGAUUUCGAGAACGACCACUGCCAACGUUGCUGCGCAGCUGCGCCACGCGGGUCAGUCUCAACAUGGAGGUGAGUAACGCGUCUCGCGUAGGAGUCAUAGGAGUCAUACACGCAGAGCAUCGGCUAAGCCUCGUUGUCCCAUUGCCUAUAACUUUGGAUUCCGUUUCAUCUCAGCCUUUCUUGCUGCUUUGUUUGCACGAAAGAAACUAUCGAAACUAAAGUGGCAUCUGGGUGUUCAGCAAUACGUGCCGUUGAUCCUCGACCAACUAUGGAGCUCCCAAACGAGUCAACACUCUACCCAAAAAUCACGAACCACAUCACAGACAUCAUCAAAACUUUGCAACAUCUGAACCAAAACCCCGAGAACCUCGAGGAGGAAGUCCAUUUAGAGCCAAUUUCCAUUGUUGGCAUGGUCAAGCUCCAUGGCACGCACGCAGACGUACUCGUCUACAAUGACGACAGUAUCGUCUUCCAGUCGCGCAACAUCGUCCACCUACAAACCUCAAAAGACAACCAAGGUUUUGCAAAAGCGAUGUCGAGCAAGACAAAGACCCUCCUGCGGCUACGCAACCUAUACAUAGCGCGCUGGACGCAGCUAAAUCCAAGCGCGACGCUGGACCCAACACACCCAGUUCUUAUAGCAGGAGAAUGGAUCGGUAGCAACAUUCAAAAAGGCGUCGCUAUUUCCCAGCUCUCCAAACGUUUCGUCAUCGUCUCAGUUAAUAUCAACGGGAAAUGGGUGAGGGAUUCAGAUUACAUCGCCAUCACAGUACCAAACCAAGACAUCUACAACGUUUCCCGCGGUGGGCGAUUCCGUGCAACACUGUACCCUGAUGACCCUCAACGAACGCAGACUGAGUUGGAAAUAAUGGCUGAACAAGUCGCCGCAAGAUGUCCUUUUGCAGCGACUUUUGGAGUAGAUGGCGAAGGCGAGGGGCUAGUAUGGAAACUUGCUCCCGCACAAUACAACGCCAACCCAGCACUUUGGUUCAAGACCAAAGGCGGCAAGUUCAAGCCUACAUUUGCACACCCGCCGAAGAAGCAAUCCGAGACUGAAGAGGAGAAACGGCAUGUUGCUGCGGCAGCGGCGGAAAUAUGGUGCUCGGAGCAGCGUUUGGAACAGGGAUGGGAUAUCUUGAGAGAAAAAAGCUUUGAGCAAGGUAUGAGGGGGCUGGGGGAAUUUUUGAAGUGGAUGCAAAGGGACAUUCUGGUUGAGGAGAAGACGUAUAUUGUGGAGCACAAGGUGGAUGAGGCGAUGUUGAGGAUUGAAAUUGCAAAGAUUGCGAAGCCUUGGUUCAUGGCGCAGAUAGCGAGCAGUCGGGAUUGACAGAUUGACGCUUUGGGUUGUCAAGUAAUGUUACGAGCUUACAUACAUCAUGUAGGUCAUUGAGAAAGUGAGUCUCCUUAGAUCUUCAAUACAAUAGACAAAAAGAACACAUGUAUCCUUAGUCUUAGUCUGUAUGCCUGCUCUCUACUCAGUCUUCGAAAC
This is a messenger RNA of Dothidotthia symphoricarpi CBS 119687, 1500 nucleotides long. RefSeq lists its product as uncharacterized. The record is from RefSeq and is a predicted model, not a curated record. NCBI's taxonomy places the organism in Eukaryota, Fungi, Ascomycota, Dothideomycetes, Pleosporales, Dothidotthiaceae. Bases 280 to 1338 code for a protein of 352 amino acids. The transcript has a single exon.